Caenorhabditis bovis is the source of this 4983-nucleotide messenger RNA. NCBI's taxonomy places the organism in Eukaryota, Metazoa, Nematoda, Chromadorea, Rhabditida, Rhabditidae. The record is from the annotation of a GenBank genome assembly.
AUGCUUCAAAUCAUUCUACUAUUGGCGUGCGCCGCGUUGAGCUUCAACGACGCCGGCCAACUCGUCGACGUUCAACUUCAGGAGCUUCGAUUAGGACAGAAGAACGUGUGUCCGCACGAGGAGGUUGAGAUUGUCACGCUGAAACAGCCAUGCAUUCAAGCCUACACGAAAUAUGUGAAAAGUCGCAAGCCGGGAUGCAACGGCAAAUUCCAGACGUGCGCGGUUCGUCAGCCAAAGACCGUUUACUUUCAUACAUACAAAAAAGUGAAUCGAACGAGGCGUCACACCGUCGCUGAAUGCUGUCCCGGAUGGAUACACAAGCCGGGCGACGAUGGCUGUCAACGCGCCAACUGCUCAUCGGAUCUAUGCCAUAAUGGAGGCACUUGCCUACCUUCGACAUCUUCAGAAUCACAUAUAUGUGAAUGUCCGAGUGGAUUCACUGGAGCGAAGUGCCAAUAUGAUGUCAAUGAAUGUAUGAUAAACAAUGGCGGGUGUGAGCACGAGUGUGUCAACACGAUUGGCACAUUUUAUUGUCGAUGCUGGCCGGGAUUUGAGUUGGACAGCGAGAAUCAUUGCAUUGAUAUUGACGAAUGCGCAACACUGAAUGGCGGUUGCUCGCAUCGAUGUGUCAACACACAAGGGGGCUUUCGAUGCGAUUGCCCAUCGGAACUCUACUUGCACGCUGAUGGCAGAAAUUGCGGAGAAGUGACAUCUUGCGCCGUCGCGAAUGGCGGCUGCGAGCACGAAUGCGAAAACGACGCCGAUGGGAAGUUCUAUCGAUGCCAUUGUCGGUCGGGCUAUCGGCUUGCUGAAAACAAACGAUCGUGCCAGGCGCUGGAUCCGUGUUUGGACAACAAUGGAGGCUGCCAACAUCAUUGCACCAAUAAUCACGGAAGAGCUCAAUGCCAAUGCUAUCCCGGAUUUCAGCUAUCUUAUGAUCGGGUCUCUUGUGUUGAUAUUGAUGAAUGCGCGAGAGCCAAUAGUUGUGAGCACUAUUGCGAAAACGAAAAAGGCGCCUACAAGUGUAAAUGCAAAGACGGCUUCCAAUUGGCGGAAGACGGGCGACACUGUGAAGAAGCGCCGUCUGGCUGCCAGGUGGACAACGGAGGCUGUCAGCACAACUGCUAUGAUCAGCCCGACGGUGGACACAUUUGCGAUUGCCGUGAGGGCUACGCGUUAGCCGACGACAAACGAUUGUGCUACGAUAUUAACGAAUGCGCCAAUAAAAAUGGUGGAUGUGAGCAUAUUUGCAUCAAUCUCGCCGGCUCAUUUGAGUGCCAAUGCAAGUCAGGAUUUAUGCUAACCUACGAUCGGAAAACGUGUGAAGAUAUUAACGAAUGCGUCAACAAUAAUGCUGGCUGUCAGCAGAUUUGCAACAAUACACCAGGUCAUUAUCAAUGCGCCUGUGAGCCUGGCUACGAGCUUGCUGAAGACCGCCAUACAUGCCAUGAUUCGAACGAGUGUUUUGACAACAAUGGUGGCUGCAGUCAGCUUUGCCGUAAUGAUAAAGGCACUCGACGUUGCGAAUGUUUUGUCGGCUACAUUCUCGCCAGUGAUGGCAAAACAUGCGUUGCCUCAUCUGAUAAUGUCGAUUUUGUGUGCUUUGAUUUCGCACGCCUCGAAAACUUGGCUUAUGUUGCAUUGCCUUUUUUAGAAGCCGACAAUCAUCAACUCGACGAGCUCGACGAGGUUAUCUCAUCGAUCGAGACAUAUCCGAAGGACGAGGAGAAGCCGCUAGUGUUCGGAAGGCGGCGAAACGUCAAAGAUUGUCCGCCGGGAAUGUUUGGCUCAAAAUGCGCCUAUACUUGUGACGAUUGCAAAAACGGCGGACGCUGUACGCCGGGAAUCCGAGCGCACUGCGAAUGUCCUGCCGGUUACACCGGCGACACAUGCGAGAAUAUUUGUCCGCAAGGAACGUGGGGUGUUGGUUGCUCGCAAAAAUGUGGGUGUGCUCUUUGCGAUCCGACGACCGGCUCGUGCAGAUGUGAAGAUGAAACCAAAUGCUCCGAUGGUCCAUGCGAAAGUGGCUAUUAUGGUCCGCAGUGCAAUCUUAAAUGUCGUAUGCAGUGCGCUGAUAACAAAUGCGAUCCGGUGUUCGGUUACUGCACAUGUCCGGAAGGAUUUUACGGACAACACUGCGACAAGGCAUGCCCAUCGUUCACAUUCGGUAAAAACUGCCGAUUCCCUUGCAAGUGCUCGCGCGAGCAUUCGGAUGGCUGCGAUCCGAUCACCGGCAAAUGCCUCUGCAAACCCGGCUUCUACGGUGUCCUGUGCAAGCGCAAUUGCGCGCCGGGCCUAUUCGGUGUGGGUUGCGCGCAAAAGUGCGAGUGUGCCGACGGGAUUCGAUGCGACGCGGCGACCGGCGAAUGCACCAAAAAAUGUCCGGCGGGAUACGUUGGAGAGAAUUGCGAGACGCCAUGUCCGGCCGGCUACUUCGGAUACGAUUGUGAGCAGGCUUGUGAUUGUUCGUCGAACGACACCAACACGCCAACAGUGUGCCAUCAUGUCACCGGGACGUGCACGUGUAUGCCCGGAUUCUCCGGUCGAAAUUGUGAUCAACCGUGCCCCGAUGGGGUAUACGGCCCGAAUUGCGCGCACACGUGUCAUUGUCUGAACGACGCCUCAUGUAGUCCAAUUGACGGCUCGUGCCGAUGCCGUCCGGGUUUCUACGGCGCCGCGUGCAGCGAGGUGUGUCCGUCGGGUCGAUACGGCAACGAUUGCAUGGAGUUGUGCAAGUGCCAAAACGGCGCGCUGUGCGAUCCGAAGAACGGCGAGUGCGAUUGCGCGCCGGGCUGGAGCGGCAAACGAUGCGAGAAGUCGUGCGCGUCGGGCACGUUCGGCAAAAAUUGCGCGCGCAAAUGCGAAUGCGCCGACGGAAUGCAUUGCGAUCCGUCCGACGGCGAAUGCAUUUGUCCGCCGGGCAAAAAGGGCCCGAAAUGCGAGAACGAUUGUGAGCCGGGAUUUUUCGGCGCCGGAUGCAAAGGAUUGUGCGCGUGUCAGAACGGCGGAACGUGCGACCCUGUCAGUGGCCAAUGCCAAUGCAAACCAGGAUGGCGAGGCAAAAAAUGCGACCGGCCGUGCCCUGACGGUCGCUACGGUGAUCAGUGCAAUGCGAUUUGCGAUUGUGCCGUAUCAAACGAUACGUCGCUGUAUAAUCCGUUCGCCGCGAAAUGCGAUCACAUCACUGGCGAAUGCCGAUGCUCAGCUGGAUGGACUGGACCCGAUUGUGCGACGCCGUGUCCGCCUGGAAGAUACGGCGAAGGAUGUCGAAAUGCGUGCGAAUGCUCGAAUGGUGCACUUUGCGAUCGAGUGACUGGAUUCUGCGAUUGUCCGCCGGGAUUUAUGGGGAGGAAUUGUGAAACUGAAUGUCCGGCGGGUCUUUGGGGCUCGAACUGCAUGAAGCAUUGCCUUUGCAUGCAUGGAGCUGAAUGCGAUCGCGUCACCGGCGAGUGCAAUUGUAUUGAUGGCUGGACGGGUCCGGCUUGCGAAUUCUUGUGCCCGUUCGGACAAUACGGUAUUAAUUGCGCACAACAAUGCGAUUGUAAGAAUGGCGCGAGUUGCGAUAGAAAAACCGGAAAAUGCGAAUGCCUGCCCGGUUGGACCGGCGAGAAGUGUGAGAAGCCGUGUCCGAAUGGAAACUACGGUUCGAGGUGCGAUGAGAUUUGCGAAUGCGAAAACGGCGCGAUUUGCAAUCAUAUCACCGGGCAUUGCUCGUGUCAGCCGGGAUGGCGUGGACGGAAAUGCAAUCGACCGUGCCUCAAAGGGUAUUUCGGUAGGAAUUGCGCGCAGAGUUGCCGAUGCGCCAACAGCAAAGCGUGCGAUCACAUUUCGGGACGUUGCCAAUGCCCGCGCGGCUACGCCGGCCACUCGUGCACCGAACUCUGUCCCGACGGCACGUUCGGCGAGAAUUGCGCGCACGCGUGCGAUUGCGGCGAGAACGCGUUGUGCGACGCGAUCACCGGCAAAUGCCUAUGCAAACCGGGCCGGUCGGGCGCCGAUUGCAAAUCGGGCUGCGUUCAGGGCAAAUUCGGCGCCGAUUGCGGCGAGUUGUGCGCGUGCGAGAACGGCGGUGUGUGCGACGCGGCGAGCGGCGCGUGCGUCUGCCCGCCGGGAUUCAUUGGCACGAAAUGCGAGGUGGCGUGUCCGCCGGAUCGCUACGGACCGACGUGCGAGAAGAUAUGCGCGUGCGAGAACGGCGGCUCGUGCGAUCGUUUGACCGGCCAAUGCCGAUGUCCGCCGGGCUUCACAGGAAUCAAUUGCAAUCAGGUAUGCCCUGAAGGCCGAUUUGGCGCCGGAUGCAAAGAGAAGUGCCGAUGCGCGAACGGUCAUUGCGAUUCGGCGACGGGCGAAUGCCGAUGCAAUUUGGGAUACACCGGACCCAAUUGCGACACGCCUUGUCCGUCGGGAAAAUACGGCCUGAAUUGCACACUCGAUUGCGAGUGUUACGGAAAAGCGAGAUGCGAUCCGGUGCAGGGUUGCUGCGAUUGUCCGCCGGGUCGCUACGGGACGCGAUGUCAGUUCGCGUGCCCGUCAGGCUUCUACGGAUGGUACUGCUCGCAGUCGUGCUCGUGCCAAAACGGCGCUCAUUGCGACGCGGCCGACGGUCGUUGCCUUUGUCCUCCCGGAUUCCAGGGCGAUAAGUGCGAACAAAAAUGUGACGAUGGCUAUUUUGGGCCGGCGUGCGCUCAAAAAUGCGAUUGCGCGACGUUCCGAUGCAACUCACAAGACGGAACGUGCAUCUGCCCGAUGGGACGUCAUGGUCCGAAAUGUGAGCAGACGUGUAGAGCGGGAAGAUACGGAGAAUCGUGCCUCCAAAAGUGUCAAUGCUUCAAUGGAGCCUCGUGCAAUCCCAACACUGGUCAAUGCACUUGUGCGCCUGGAUGGUUGGGACCAACUUGUCAAAUCGAAAUGACGGAUCCGAACAGUACUGCAAACCGCGGCGACCUGCCAGAAGACUGGGAAUGGCGCAAAAAGCGGCGCUAA